CUGUCUAAAGCAAAAAAAUAAAAUAAAUUCCCUUUUUAGACUUUUAUCCUCUCUCAUUUCUCCGGUCACCACCUCCGUCCAUCGCCGUCAAUAUGCCGCCGGGAAAUCACCUCAUCACCACCAUCCUCUUCCUCCUCAUUCUCCUCCCUCUUCCUUCUCCGACCACCGCCACCGCCAUCACCGAAACCCCCAAAUUCCGGGAAGCUCCAGCAUUCCGCAACGGCAAAAAUUGCCCAAUUUCAAAAUGGCCUGAAAAUCCCUACGAUCCAUCAACUAUCCACAUCGCAAUGACUCUCGAUUACUCUUCCCCUUACCUCCGUGGCUCAAUCGCCGGCGUACUUUCCGUUCUUCAACACUCUACUUGCCCGGAAAACACCUUCUUCCACUUCCUCGCCGUUCGCCGACACUUCAAUCACCUCAACAAAACCAUCACUUCAACUUUCCCUUACCUCAAUUUCAAUCUCUACAACUUUAACCCUAGUUUAGUCCGUCACUUAAUCUCCUCCUCGAUCCGCCGGGCACUUGAUCAACCCUUAAAUUACGCUCGGAUUUACCUCGCCGACCUACUUCCGACCACCGUUAACCGGAUUAUUUACCUCGAUUCCGACCUCAUUGUCGUCGACGACGUCGAUAAGCUCUGGAACAUUGAGCUUAACGAUCGGGUUUUAGGUGCCCCGGAAUACUGUCACGCUAAUUUUACUCACUAUUUUACUCACAAAUUUUGGUUCCACCCAAUUUUCCCCAAAACAUUCGAAAAUCGAACUCCCUGUUAUUUCAACACCGGAGUUAUGGUUAUCGAUUUGCAGAAAUGGCGAAAUGAUGAUUAUACACAAAAACUUGAACACUGGAUGAGAGUUCAGAAAAGGUACAGAAUCUACGAGCUAGGCUCAUUGCCUCCGUUUCUAUUGGUUUUCGCCGGAAAUGUAAAGCAAGUGGAGCAUAGAUGGAACCAACAUGGGCUUGGUGGUGAUAAUCUUGAAGGACAAUGUAGGGAUUUACAUCCAGGGCCAGUAAGCUUAUUACAUUGGAGUGGAAAAGGGAAGCCAUGGCUAAGAUUAGACUCAAAGAAGCCAUGUCCAUUGGAUAGUUUAUGGGCACCCUAUGAUUUGUUCCGACAUCAAUCGUUGUUUUCGGAUAGCUAAGAGGAGUCGAAUUCAAAAUCUUUAAUAUAACAUUUGAUGAUUUGAACUCGAAAUCUUUGAUCACGAAGUUUGAUAGUAGUGUGAAUAAUUGUUUAAGAGUGAGUUGGAGACAGUGAGACUCAGUUUGUAAAAAGACGAAUGAGGACAUAAGUGUGUAGGAUAGGGUGGUGUAGGAGGAAGGGUAAUUUUGGGAUUUUGGGAAAAGUUUGGUGGGGUUAAAGAGAAUUUUAACCGUUGGAUUGAGGUGGAUGGUGGAUUUACCAAAGUGUGGGUUCAUUGAGGUGACGUGGAAGAUGCUGAUUGGCGGAUGGGAUUUUGAUAAUUAGAUUUUUGGAAGGAAGUGAUUGGAUUAUGGGAAGAUUCUUUGUGUUGCUUUCAUAGAUUUUAUUUUUGUUAUUUGGAUGAUUUAUAUGCACUUAUGUGACCUACUUCAAUUAUUUGCCUUCUUUUUUCUCUUUGGGGAUGUCAUUCAUAAAUCAUAAAAAAAAAAUGGUGUUUGAUACUCAUUGAUUGAAUUGCUUUUUUUCUCA
Messenger RNA from Solanum pennellii, 1672 nucleotides. Its product is annotated as probable galacturonosyltransferase-like 3. The record is from RefSeq and is a predicted model, not a curated record. NCBI's taxonomy places the organism in Eukaryota, Viridiplantae, Streptophyta, Magnoliopsida, Solanales, Solanaceae. Gene Ontology annotation, molecular function: glycosyltransferase activity. Gene Ontology annotation, cellular component: Golgi apparatus. The transcript has 2 exons. The coding region runs from base 93 to 1142 and encodes 349 amino acids.